CGCGUUCCUCUGGCGACGUCACCGGCGUCAUUUCCGCCCGGCAGACCCCGGAUGAAGCUGCCAUUGGGUGAAGAGGGCCACCAAAGCUGGAAUUUAAAUUAACGGUGAGGGGUCUGUAGCGGACUGAACCCCCCCACCCCAUCCCCGGGAUUAAUGCUGACAGGGACCGCUCGGUGCCACCGGAGCCGCACCUCAGCUGGAUCCGAGCGACGCCGAGGCGGAGCGGGACGCAGCCGGAGCCGCACGGGCAGGCUGGAGCGAGCAGGGGCUGGCUAGCUCGAGCCAACUGCUGCUAACUGCUCCACUGUUAGCAAACUAAACGCGCAGCGCACAUCCUCGGGCGCUAACAAGCUCCAGCAGCCGGAGAAAACGUAGUUUUUGGUGGCUACACGUCUCGCCCCGGCUUCAGUCUGAUAGAAAUCCCGAUUAAUGAAUGAUGUCUGCCACGAGUAUCGACCCUCAGACGUCGAAAGGACAAGAUGCUAGUAAAGCCUUUCCAGUUUCAGUGCAGAAUGGUUCCCUCCACCAGAAGGAUACAGUCCAUGACAAUGACUUUGAGCCCUAUCUCACUGGCCAGUCCAAUCAGAAUAACAGCUAUCAAUCCAUGACAGACCCUUACCUGUCCAGCUACUAUGCCCCCUCCAUUGGAUUUCCUUACCCUCUCAGUGAGGCCCCUUGGUCUACAGGAGGUGACCCACCGAUUCCCUACCUUACACCCUAUGCCCCCCUCAGCAAUGGAGACCAUCACUUUAUGCACGACACGGUAUUUGGGCAGCCGGGCGGGCUUGGCAGCAGCAUCUAUCCUCACAGGUUUAACUUUUUCCCAGAGAACCCCGCCUUCUCAGCCUGGGGUACCAGUGGCUCUCAGGGCCAGCAGACUCAGAGCUCAGCUUAUGGGGGCAGCUACAGCUACCCACCCAGCUCUCUGGGAGGCACCCUAGUCCCUGAUGGCCAGACAGGGUUCCACAGUGACACCCUGAGCAAGGCUCCAGGUAUGAACAGCCUAGAGCAGGGCAUGCUGGGCCUAAAAUUAGGUGGGGAUGUGACAGGAAGUGGCUCGGGUGUGAAGAGUGUAGGCUCUGUGAUUGGUGGCAGCGGCAGUGUGGCUGCAGCUGUUGCCACGGGCAACGGCGGUACACCAAUCGGAAUGCCCCCUCCAAAACCUACAUCGUGGGCUGCUAUUGCCAGUAAACCUGCCAAACUGCAGCAGCUAAAGACCAAGACCAAGCCCGGCAUGCCCAUAGCAGGAGGAGCUCUGCCUCCGCCGCCUAUUAAACACAGCAUGGACAUUGAUACAUGGGAUAACAAAGGGACUGUGACCAAAGUGGCGCCUCCUUUGCCCCCCCACCACCAUCAGCACCAGCCACAGCAGCUUCACUCCCAUGCUCACCUUCCCCACAGUCUGCCCCCUCCCCCCCAGCAGUCCCUGCAGUCAGCCCAGUCUCUGGUGCAGCAGAUGACCAUGCAGGGCCCGCCUCCUCCUCCACAGUCGUACCAGAACCACAACUCUGGUCCGCCACCGCAGACCCGCUGGGUCGCCCCACGCAACCGCAACCCAGGCUACGGUGGCGGGAGCUUGGACAGCAGUGGUUCCUCUAACGGUGGCGGUAUUGGAAACGGAGGCGGGGGGGGCGGGGGUGUCCCACCGGGGGCGGGGCCAGGGUUGGAGUCCCAUCCGGUGCUGGAGAAGCUACGAGCCGCCCACAGCUACAACCCCAAGGAGUUUGACUGGAACCUGAAGAACGGCCGCGUGUUCAUCAUCAAGAGCUACUCUGAGGACGACAUCCACCGCUCCAUCAAGUAUUCCAUCUGGUGUAGCACGGAGCACGGCAACAAGCGUCUGGACUCAGCCUUCAGAGCUAUGAACUCUAAAGGUCCCGUGUACUUGCUGUUCAGCGUCAACGGCAGCGGUCAUUUCUGCGGUGUGGCGGAAAUGCGCUCGCCUGUGGACUACGGCACCAGCGCUGGCGUUUGGGCACAGGACAAGUGGAAGGGCAAGUUUGACGUGAACUGGUUAUUUGUUAAGGACGUGCCUAAUAGCCAGCUGCGCCACAUCCGCCUGGAGAACAACGACAACAAGCCAGUGACCAACUCGCGUGACACUCAGGAGGUGCCUCUGGAGAAGGCAAAGCAGGUGCUCAAGAUUAUCGCCACCUACAAACACACCACCUCCAUCUUCGAUGACUUCUCCCACUAUGAGAAGAAGCAAGAGGAGGAGGAGGUUGUGAGAAAGAGUUAUGAGCCUGCUCCAAUACAAAGUCGAUCCCGACUUGAUCAGGAUCGUCAGAAUCGAAGUAAACAGUAGAAGACGACUCCUUGAAGCUCGAUCAACAGUUGUGCUCGGAUGGACAUAAUGAAAUUUAGAUUUAAAAAGAAAACAAGAGGACAUAAAGAAAUUGAAAACUAAUAUUUUUUUCUAUUUAAUUUUGGUGACUUUGGCCCAAGUCAAACUUUGAGCCACCUUGCUCCUGGUUCCCAGUCUUCAAGAUGUGCGUGCAGGGAUGAAGCCAGUUCCACCAGUCAAAUAGCUUCAAUAAUCUUUUUUUUUUCCUUCUUCUUUUUUUCUGUAUUUUUUUUAGCCUUAUAAAUCUUUAUUGCUACCCCAAAACAUGCAUUCUUAACUAAUUAUAAGUAACAAAUACCUGCACGUCUGUUUUGAAAAUCUCUUGACAACAUGCUGCUGAUAUUCAGUGACUGUUCACCGUGUGGUUUGUGUGUUGGAGAAAUGUUAAGUGCUUGUAUUGGUUAUUCUUAAGAGUGAACAACACUUUAUUGACAAAUGUCUGCUAUCUGUACGUGGCCAGUUGUACUUUCUAUCAUCAGAGGAAAAAAAAACUUUUGCCCUUUUUUUAAAAAAAAAAAAUCCAUGUAACUUGGUGGAGGAAUGUCUACACUGAAAGUUUCUGUAUGCAUAAUCACGUGAAAGGUUGACAUUAGAAAGCAUAAAUGUUAGAAAAUGAUUUUGACUAAUAUAUCACUUGGCUUACCACUAAUUUGGAAAUAGCAUGGAGGGACAUGAGUCUUUUUUUUCUCCUCUCCAGAGUGGAGCCUUAAUAUUUCUUUCCAGCGAUUACUGCAAAUGAAAUUCGAUAAUUACAGUACUGUACCUCACGUUUUUCAGCGAGAGAUUUCAGGGAGAAGAUGUUGUCUAGAGAUCACACGCUCUUAAAGGUGGUCCCUCUCUUUAUUAUUUAUGGGAUGGAAAUGCAAACAUACUGUUUAAGUUCAGGUUCUUAUCUAACAAGAAGUUUGCUUUGUUGUAUGUCUUCCUUGUUGGUUUUAAUCAUACAGUAGGUUUUUUUUCUUUCUCUGUUCCCUGCCAUUCCAACAGGGGUCUCUGUUUAUGAAUUUCUGGGGACAAUGUAGCAUGUACUGCUUUUAAAAUCAAGCCAGGCCUGUCACUGUUUUUGUUCCUUGUCCUUUCUUAACAUAAUUAAAAUGUUGAUAUUUUCAUUGCUAUAACCUUUCCACGUCAUCCUCAGAAAAUUUAAGCUUUAAUGUACUGGCAAUGCUAACUGAGAACGCCUCAAAUGUUUAACCUUAGCAUUAUUGUUAACUGAUUUAUUGUCAAGUGUAUGAAAACCCAGAGAAUAGUCAAUAUGGUAUAUGUAUGUGAAUUUUUUGUUAUUUUGGAAUUGCUUGCUGUAUUGUGUGUAUGUAUGCGGGCGUGAAAGACAAAAGAGAGGGAGUAUGAUUAUCGAGCAAUCAGAGUUAUAUAAUGGUAUUGGAAUAUAGAAAAUCUACGAAAAAAGUUUUAAGUCACCCCUGAAUUAAAUAUACAUUGUAUCAAAGGUCACUAUCACAUUCUUAGAUUUGAUCAUGGUCAUUAUUAAAGGUAUACUUAUCUGUU
Molecule: messenger RNA, 3850 nt
Organism: Myripristis murdjan (pinecone soldierfish)
Lineage: Eukaryota; Metazoa; Chordata; Actinopteri; Holocentriformes; Holocentridae
Gene: ythdf1
Product: YTH N6-methyladenosine RNA binding protein F1
Exons: 6
Coding region: 434-2305 (623 amino acids)
Biological process (GO): mRNA destabilization
Cellular component (GO): cytoplasm
Molecular function (GO): N6-methyladenosine-containing RNA reader activity; mRNA binding
Source: RefSeq, a predicted model, not a curated record